GCGCAGCCGCCCUGCGCAUCCGUCAGCAGGGGUGGAUAGCGCAGCCAUUUCUCUGCCCCUCACGAAAAAAAAACCUACAGCGGGGUUUUGUGAGGGUCUUUCACUCAGAUAACUUCCCCGACGUGCAGGAAUCAUGACGUAAGUAGCACAUACCGAGGCGCAACUCGACCCGGGAGCUCCAAACUUUCUCCCAAAUGUAACGCCUGCGCAGACGACACACACACGCUCGGUCUUUUUUUCUGUUGUUUUCCGUCAGAAAUGGCGGGACAUCUGCAAGGCGGCUGCAACGACAUCGCCACCAUGCAUGUGAAAACAGAAACGCUGGAUGAGAACACGUCUGCGCUGGUUCUAAGCAGCCGAGGCUCGCCUGCGCCCUGCGGAGAUUCCGCAUGCAGAGGGGGGGAGCAGACUGCAGAGGAGCCGGCUGACACCACCACUGCUCCGGUGCUGCUGUACCCGGUGAGUACAGACCGCUUCUUCACUACAUCAGGGGACGGAAAGACGUACCUGAAGAUAGCUCCAGCUUCAGGGAUGCCUUCUGCUCCCUCAGAGAAGACGCUUCCCUCCGGCUCCGAUUUCUCCUCCAAAGCAGUGCUGUGUCUGAUCGAGGCGGUGGGGCGCCGCUGGGGCCUCUAUGAGACCCGGGAACGCUCGCAGCUCUUCCAGAGUGUCCAGGAGGAGAUGGCGUCCAAGGGCCACCUGCUUCCUGUCGAAAAGAUCCGCCGCAAGUGGAACAACCUCAUCGUCACUUACAAGAGGGUUAAAGACCGCAGCCGGGAGACGGGACAUGCUAAAACUUCCUGGGAGUUCUUCGAUUUGAUGGACGCCACACUCUGCGACACCGUUGGCACUCAGACCAUCAACAACAAACGACACAAAAGCGGGAACACCGUUUCCACGCUGCCUGGUCCUUUGGCCAAGAUCGCUGCAAAACCACAGGCCACCACCACCACUACCAACACCAUCAUCAGCCCUAAUGGGGACUUUGCCUCGAGUGGUGGUGUGGACUCAGUGGGUCAGGGAGCCAUCAGCAGUCAGAUCAUCAGUACUGCUGCUGUCAUCCCCUCAAUGACCACCGUUAGCCCAACGAAUGGUCCUGAGCUCAAACCCCUGAUCGUCCUCAACAGUGACAUUAUUACAACCAGUAUUCACCCAGCCACCAUCGUGCCGUCCCCGUCUUUUAUCUCCUCGCCUUGUUUCACAGAGACAGCUUCUUCUUCCCCUUCCUUUCUUGGCUCGACUAGCUACACGGACCUCAACACAUCACGCUACGUCAGCCGUAAAGCUCCGUCGUUCUCAUCAGGCGGCAUACCCUUCCGUCUUAGCAAUGCGCCACUCGGAAACACCCAGAAUCUGCUCAGUCUUUCCUCCCCUUUCCCCGCUACUUCCUCCUGUCUCACUUCUUCCACGUCCUACGCAUUAUCCGCAACAAAUGCGUCCAUAUCCGAAGGACAGAAAGGAAACGAGGACACGAGCAGCGCCGCUUUGUCCCAGGAGAUUCUGCAGCGACAGGAGGAGCAGGACUACCUGGAUCGAGUGGCUCGACGGCGAGUGGAAGCCAGGGAAAAGAGGCGCGAGAGGAGGGAAGUUCGAAUGGCUGAGUCCCUCGGUAGGAUAGCCACAGCCCUGGAGCUGCUCUCCUCCAAGCAGGACACAGUCAUCGCCCUCCUGCAGAGACUGGCUGAUCGGAAGUGAUGGAGGGGGAAGGUUAUCGUGACAAACCAAAUCUUGCUGAAGAAAUCCCUUCCAAGACUCUUCCACAAAAAGAGGGAUUCCUGUCUCCAACUUUCCCUCACGUUUUCAACAAACAAACUCAAACAAAGUCUGCACUUUUAAUGGACGUGCAAUGACGUUGUGGAAUAGUCCAAAUUGCAGUCCAUUAUGCAGCUCUCACUCAAUGCUGGCGCUUUAAAUCCACAAAUGAUUGCCAAUGUUUUUUCAAGUUUAGGUUCAAAGUCUUAUCCUGGCUGUCAGUACUGGCGGUUCCAUAUGUACAUUGAAUUUGUUUUUGGUCCAAAAGUCCUUCCUUCAAUACUGGCCAAAAACACAACGCUAUUUGCUGUAAAUAUGAGAAAAGGAUCCUGAACCCAGUGUGGAUCUCGGAUUGGAUCUUCUUGCAAAACAUUUUCAAAAUGACCUAAAUGUUUCGUCCACUCAUUAAACUGAAAUGGUUUCCCUGUAGAUUUUUAUCGGCGCGGUGAUCCUUACAUAAAAAUAGUGAAUUUUAUACAUGAUGUUUAAAGCAUGUGACUUUCAUCUUAAAAAAUAAACCAACACAAAAGAACAGAUUAAUGUUCAACCAUGAAUGCAAUGUACAUUAAGAUUAUUCUUCUUUUAGAUAUAAAACACAUUUAAUUGUGCCUUCAUGCUUUCAAUGUUUGUUUUCAUUGUGCAGAAAUUUGGACCUGUACACAUUAACCCUUUAACUGUAGUGCCGGUAUCCUGCCUUCAUUACAUUUCCUUUGCAUCAUCACAUUCAUUAUGCCCUGCAGGAGCAGGACGGGGAACUGGAGAGUGGACCGAUCCAAAUAAAACAAGCUUUAAGAAC
Messenger RNA from Eleginops maclovinus (Patagonian blennie), 2548 nucleotides. RefSeq lists its product as uncharacterized. NCBI's taxonomy places the organism in Eukaryota, Metazoa, Chordata, Actinopteri, Perciformes, Eleginopidae. The record is from RefSeq and is a predicted model, not a curated record. The transcript is spliced from 4 exons. Bases 259 to 1695 code for a protein of 478 amino acids.